UUAUCAAAAAGUUUUCAUUCUCCCUCCCAACCAAAAUUAUUUCAGAUCUAUCCAUAUUCUUUCUCUCUCCCUCCUCUUCCAUUCACUUCUCUCUCCCUCCUUUUCUAUUCACUUCUCUCUCCCUCCUCUUCUAUUCUUCAUGGCCAUUAUCAAGCUUCCUAACCUCCCACCAGAUCUGCUCGUUGUGCUCUGUCUCUAUGAAAGUGAGCCUCCUCGACUAUUCCCUUCAUCGAUCGCUUAGGAUGAAAAAUCUCUUGCCGCCCUAAUUGAUACUCUAAAGGACUCCUCCACUCCACCCUCUUCAGCUCCUCUGACAAAAUCGAACAGGCAGAAUUUUCAAUAUGCAAAAGCUCCAAACAACGCUCCACAGGCUUUGCUUGUUUUGUGGUCAAAUCGACCAAGAUCCUCUCUCCCUAAUUGUUUCUUCAUGUUCUUGAUUUUUUUCCUUAACUUUCUAAACCUUUUCUGGUGCUCUUGCUAGUGUGAUUGUUGAGGCUAUGAAAGUUGUCAGCUUGCAGAGGCUCUGCUCCUCUCUGAAACCUAUUCACCGUCGAGUUGUUUAACAGCUAGAGAGCGAGAAACUUUGAAAUUAUUAGCCGUCUACGACGAAGAAGAUGACCGGAGGAGGCAGAUACGGCGGCGCAUCAGGUAAACUCGUACGCUCAUCAAUGAAGAGAGAAGAGCGUCAAGGCAGAUCUGGGAUACCACCGGUUAAUAAAGUUCUAUGCGAGGUGCAGAGGCUAAAGCUGCUUGCCCUGAGAUGCAGUUGGUUCAAGUUCCUGUUUCUCGUGCAGGGAAGCUACGGGAACAAUCAAAGUAGAGAGAGCAAACUGUUAAAAGGUCCUUCUCAGAUACAGAGCAACACAUUGGCUGCUUUGGAAGCCAUUGAUGUUCCCGUUGCUGAAGAAGUUAUGGACGCUGGCUGUAUCAUCGGUGAUCGGAUUAACGGUCUUGUCGACGGUGUCUCUGGUGCUUGGUUUAUCAAGUUUGAUACUUUCACUCCUGCGGUGUCACGAGGACUUCCUGUGACUCGGGUGAUAUUGUUUUUGGUGUAUAGGUUAGGACUAACUUGUUUGGUAGAAGUGAAGCUACUUACUCAGGCUACACUUGUUAUAGUGGCAUUGCAGAUUUUGUACCGGCUGUUAUUGAGUCUGUUGGGUAUGUUGUAUUCAAAGCAAAACUUCAAAAAAAUGACGUUUUUUUCUUAAAAGAGGGGACUUAGUGUUUUUGUCUUGUAUAGUCAACUCCUAACGUUUAUUCUGAUUGAUUCUUUUAAAUAAUCUUAAUAAAAUCUCUAUUUAGGAAUCUUUUUA
Raphanus sativus (radish) is the source of this 1313-nucleotide messenger RNA. Its product is annotated as zeaxanthin epoxidase, chloroplastic. The record is from RefSeq and is a predicted model, not a curated record. Lineage: Eukaryota; Viridiplantae; Streptophyta; Magnoliopsida; Brassicales; Brassicaceae. The transcript is spliced from 5 exons. The coding region runs from base 615 to 1208 and encodes 197 amino acids.